Messenger RNA from Meyerozyma guilliermondii ATCC 6260, 1830 nucleotides. RefSeq lists its product as uncharacterized. Gene Ontology annotation, cellular component: mitochondrion. Bases 1 to 1830 code for a protein of 609 amino acids. Lineage: Eukaryota; Fungi; Ascomycota; Pichiomycetes; Serinales; Debaryomycetaceae. The transcript has a single exon. The record is from RefSeq and is a predicted model, not a curated record.
AUGUCAAUAAUUCAGGCCAGGUGUAUUGGCAAUUUGACCCGAAGGUCAAUCGUCAAUGUCAUGUCUCGGAGAUUUCAGUCUCUUGGGCCCAACCCUCAAGAGGUAUAUACCAAAAUUUCCGAUACCAAAGAUCCCAAAAGAGACAAGUUUUUCCAAUAUUCAUGGGGUUCCUGGCUCAAGGAUAACGAAAAGCAACGUGCAAAGAGAACCACAAGGUUUUCCAUCGAGGGAGCUACUAAAUUGAUAGCAAACUUGAUCAAGGAAAAAAGUGAUGGAACAGUAAAAAGCCCUAUAUCGAAAAACGGUUCGUCGAUUUUAUCUCACAAUAUUUUGCUGAAAACUAUAGGAAACGAUACCAAUGUCACUAUAAAGUCCAUUUCGAGUAUCCACGAAGGAAAGCACCAUCGUGUGUACAAAAUUCUGUUAUCUUCAGACAAGCAACUUGUAUUAAGAUUGCCUUAUAGGCUUGAAUCCGAUGUGGCUAUCCUGCAAAAAAUCAAGAGCGAGGUUGCUACAAUGGAUUUUCUUGAUUUGAAACUUAAGCUUAAUGUUCCCAAAGUUCUCGCAUAUGGUCCUGAUCGUUCUAAUGAUCUCGAACAUCCAUUCAUCUUGAUGGAAUAUAUCGAGGGAGACUUGUUAAUGAAGCAAUGGGAGCCCAUGUCAAAAGACGAGGAAACGGUGAAAAGUGUUAUAACCCCAAUUGCUGAUUUCCAUCUGAAGGUGAUUUCUGUCGAGUUUAACAAGUUUGGUUCUCUUUACUUUGAUAAGGAUGUGGCAUCGGAACACAGACUUGAUGCUGCAUACGAGGGAGAAGAAAAUGAAUCUUUGUCUGGUAGAUGGAGAAUUGGUCCCAGCGUAGAGAAGCCAUUUUCCAAAAGAAAGAACAAACUUUCUGCAAAAACUGUGGCACAACAUAAUGGACCAUGGAAGGCAGAUGAACCAUUGCAAUUGAUCACUUCGGUUACAGAGAUUGAGCUUGAAAACUUGAAAAAUAGACUUGCGCUUUCCCAGGCAGAUGCUGGAAGCGACUUGGAAAACCAGGAAAACCUUAAGAAACAAAUCACCACUUUCGAGCAUCUCAAAGUGAUGGGCCCCAAAUUAUUGAAUCCUAAAUCCAAGUCUAUCAUGAACGCAGAGGAAUUGUUCAAGCCUAGAUUGUAUGUUCCUGAUCUUGAUCCAAUGAAUGCAAUUAUCAAUGUCAACAGAGACAACGAGCCUUAUUUCUUGGACUUUGAAUAUUCCACGAUCAAGCCAUUUAUUCUUUCCAACUACCCACCAUUUGUGGCAUAUCAUGGAGCCAAGGUAUACGACUUGGAAAAUGAUAUUCCUGGUUAUGCUGACAUGGAUGAGGUUGAAAAGCAGCAAUAUGAAUUCAUGUUUUACAAGACUAGAAACGAGCGUAUUUGGGAGAACGAUUUGAACUCUAGAAGACACGACUUGAUAGCCGUGGCCUCUCCCCACAUCAAGGUACUUCGGUCUCCAUAUACUCAAGUUUUGGAGUACAGAAACGACCAGGAUUAUCUUUAUGUUGAGGCCUGUAUUGUGCAAUUACAGGCCAUGUGGGAGGCAUAUGUUGCAAAUGAGUUAUGCAACAGUUCCGACGCAAAAUUCCCCAUUGAGUAUUCCAAAGAGUACUUGGAUAAGCACACGCAAGCUCUCAACCAGUAUCAGGCCGAUAUCGUUUCGACUCCAUUUGCAGCCACUGAUGGUUGGGUUCCACAAGACAUGUUUGAUCAGCUUCUCGAGCAAGGAAUUUUAGUGGAGGAAAAUGGAGAAUACAAGGUGGCCACGGAAAAGGUAUUGAAGCCAGAAGAAGGUGAAACCCAAUAG